GCUGACCCAGCUCUUUCUCCAGAUAACUGAAUGUUCGCCAGCUAAACAGGACCGACCUCUCUCGUUUUCUGCGUGAGCCCUCCAGCCACAGGCGCGCAGCCCGUGGAGAGGCAUGUCACAGCUGAAAGACAGCCAACCCUCCCUGAUCUGCGUGGAAAGGCAGCAGAGCGCGACCAUUUUCCAGCUUUACGCACGGGCUGUUAACCUUCUUCUCUAUUCGCAAGCCUGAUAGAAAUCGGAUCACUUUCUGGGCUUUGUGGCGCUUCUUAAAAAUCACCUAUAUGAUAAUCAUGAUUCCCAGUCCAGCUGUAGCUGCGGCCACCACGCCCUUUUCAGUGAAGGACAUUCUAAAGCUGGAGCUGCAGCAACAGUCUCAGCAGCAACAGCUUCAGCUCAUCUCCUGCUUCGGCCUCUCCGGCGCGCUGGCACAGCCGGGAUCCUUCCCAAACAAGCCGUUCGGCUCUCACUCGCCGCCCUCCUGCAUGCUGGCGGGCAGGGACAGCCCCAGCCCCAUCAGCUCCUGCCUGUCGGAGAGCGAGGAGAGGAUGUCGUACCUCAGCGCGCUGAGCGUCCAGGACCGACUGACGGAGUCCGGGUUGACCGCGGACGUGUUCGGAGACGCGGCGCAAAUUCAUUCCGGAGACCCGCACCUGCAGAGCGAACAGGAGGAGCACGGCGGCAAAAGCUGUGGUGCUCUGAGAGGCGAGUGCGGAGAGGACACCGAGUCAGAGAAGCCCGUCACCAAGCAGCAGAGGACCAGGAGGAAGCCCCGCGUCCUCUUCUCCCAGGCCCAGGUGUUCGAGCUGGAGCGGCGCUUCAAGCAGCAGCGCUACCUGUCCGCCCCAGAGAGGGAGCACCUGGCCAGCUCCCUGAAGCUCACCUCCACCCAGGUCAAGAUCUGGUUCCAGAACAGGAGGUACAAAUGCAAGAGGCAGCGGCAAGACAAGACGCUUGAGAUCGCGGGCCACCACCAUCACCACCACCAUCAUCAUCACCACCCACCGCCGCCGCGGAGGGUGGCGGUGCCAGUCCUGGUCCGGGACGGGAGGCCUUGUCUGGCCGGAUCGCAGAACUAUAACAGUCCUUACACAGUGGCAGCUCCGAGCCCUUACAGCUACAACUACCCGGCCUACAGCUACAACAACUCUGCGUACAAUAACACAUACUCUUGCACUUAUUCUAGUUUGCCCGCACUUCCGCCGAGCAACAGUGCUCCGAAUGCGUUCAUGAACAUGAAUUUGGGCAACCUGGGCGCGCAGACGCAAAGCCAGGCUCCUCAAGGACCGGUCAUCCAACCCUGCCAGGGAUCCCUGCAAGGCAUCCGGGCAUGGUAGCUGGGACGGGCCUCAGCGGAUUAAUGAAUGGACUCAAGAUUACGAUCAUGCAAACUAUAUGUUGGCUUUAAGUAGGUGUAGCGUAUGAAGUAACCAUAAACCACAGACUGGGGUGAAUAAUGACAAUAUUCAAGAUUGAUUUCUUUAGAUCUACUCGGGCUGUUCGCAGUGUUAGAAUAUGGAUGUAAAGUGAUCCUAAAAUAACAGAAACUGAUGUUUGCAUUUCUGAAUUACAGUUAGCUUUUAAACAAUUACAUCUGGAGUUUAGUCAAUGAAAUGUUGGAUGAAGAGGAAGGGGCCUGCUUCAAUGGAGCCACAACAAAACCACAAGUCAUUGCAAGCGCUUAGUGCGUAUAAAGAAGUAUUAUGUUGGGAUUUUUACUACUCGUGUACAGCUUUACUUGUGUUUAUUACUGUUCUUUUUUUUCUUUUUAUGGAUGACACUGAACGUCUAUAAAUGCAAUAAAGCUGGCGAUUAUCAGGA
Poeciliopsis prolifica (blackstripe livebearer) is the source of this 1818-nucleotide messenger RNA. It is a transcript of the gene nkx2.3, whose product is annotated as NK2 homeobox 3. Gene Ontology annotation, molecular function: RNA polymerase II cis-regulatory region sequence-specific DNA binding; DNA-binding transcription factor activity, RNA polymerase II-specific. The record is from RefSeq and is a predicted model, not a curated record. Lineage: Eukaryota; Metazoa; Chordata; Actinopteri; Cyprinodontiformes; Poeciliidae. The transcript is spliced from 2 exons. Gene Ontology annotation, biological process: regulation of transcription by RNA polymerase II; cell differentiation. Gene Ontology annotation, cellular component: nucleus. Bases 282 to 1334 code for a protein of 350 amino acids.